UGGGCUAAAUACGCACCCAGUAUGGUUGAAAUGGGUGAAGUUUUAAUGGAAAGGAAAGCAGAUUAUAGUCAGGUAUGUUUCAGAAAUAAUUGUAUUAAGUUGUAAUGUAAGAUGAACGAAAACCCGGCAUGAAAUCUCAAGGGGCAACCCAGGUAUGCUGGCUGGCUGGCUGUGCCUUGUACUUUUGUGGUUUACGUUGGUAGCAGGAGAACAAGUUAGAGGUUGAUGUUGACGUGCUGUGAAAAUAUUGUUAUAAGUCAUCGACUUUUAUUUUCCUUCUUGGUUGGUUAAAGUAACGAUAAAAAGGGCUGGUUGGUUUAAGGCGAUCGUUCGAUCUAACUUUGUUUUGAAAUUGCUUGGCUUCAUAGAGAGCCAAUUCCGAUCAUGUAGCUUUUUAGCGUACAUGAGACAUCGUGCCCUACGGUCCAAUUUUUUUCGGUUAGUUUAAUCCAUCAUCAGAUAUAGGGCUUCCUUGCUGUUACGAUAUUUCAAGCUAAUAAUUUAUACACGAAUACAACCAAGUUCCUGAAAGCUAUAUUAACGCUCCCGCUCUGUGAGUGUCGUCGAUUUCGCCAACUCGCGCGCUCCUAAUCCACGAUUGUUUACUUUUUGAAGAAUUCGUACUUUGAAAUAUCAUAUAUUUAACUACCAAGACAUGUCAUUUUUAAUGAAAAGAAAUUAUUGGAUGGCUUCUGUGGAAAGAAUCAUCUUGUGAUAGUGUGUAAAAGGGUUCUAAUAUUUUUUGUUGACAACGUAAACGGUGCUCUCGAUGUGAGUUAUGUCGUUCUGUCACACUCCUUGCACAGAAUUUGACAGGGUCGAGGGCAUUUUCUUUGUGUUCAAGCUAUUGAACUAUUCUCGCUACCAUUUACCAUCUCUACAGUCCUAGAAGUAGUACAUGGGGAUAUUAUUGUUAAUAUUAGCGAUAAAAUCCACUCUUCUAUACCUGCAAUUGUGACACGUUUUGUCAUGGUAAUUUGAGCAAGAUGAUCAUUGAAAGAAAUGAGAAUUAUAUUGGAGUGAGUCAAAAGAUCUGAAAUUAGGCGUAAGAGCUGUCUGUGUGAUAAAUAAACAACGUUAUUUUUUUAAGCCUUGAGUAUCAGUUUUUAGUGCAAAAAUCGUUCUUAUUCACAACGAUACGUUGUAAGUACAGACUUUAAAGCACUUAAGUUUAUAUUAUGAAAAUGGUGAAGUCGUCUGAUCUGUGGUAUUAAAUUAAGAAAGCUCAUAUUGAAUGAAAGCGUUUGUCGAUAUACAUAAUUAUGAGGACUUCAAAAUAGCAUUCUAAAACUAUUGCUUUGUUUUUGGACUAACUCUAACGGAAACAAGCUUGCAGAAAUCUUCCUGACUAGUUGUAUUGGCAGAAAUGAUGAAUAGUUGUAUGCAUCUUAAGUGGGAAAUAAAUAAUGGUCUCUCUUGUGCAUGCAAAGAUGUUAAUUAGAGUUAAAAUGUUUUUUUUAUGCGCAGCUUGCACUGCUACGUGUAAUUCUUGGUUCAUUGAUAUUAAAUUUUCAUUUCAAUCUUAAAACACUUUCCUUUCCUUUGUUUUUGACCUGCUUGGCUAUGUAGCUAUUGACCUCAUGAUAGCGCCCUGUUACUUACUUGAGAUGAAAUCCAUUUGGCCAGUCAUUACUGAUAUCUGUUCGGAGGUGGAAUAUAAAUUCAAUACCUGCUGAAAUGCUGAGAUCCUUGUUAAAAAUCCCACUCUGCGGAGGAAAAGUUUAAGACUCCAAUAUUGGAAGAAACAUGCACAAAAUGCAAGACUGAUUUUAUAGUACCAUAAAAUUCUGAAAUUAAGCCCCUCCAUGUAUAAACCCCUCCAAAUUUAAGGCCCCCGGGGGGCUUGUACUUGGAAAUCACCCUCAAAUACAAAGUAAAACAAAGAAAAACGGUAAGUUUCCUACCAAGAAUAAGGCUAACCCAAUCAAUUUCUAAACGUAAAUUUCCAUCUGUACAUAACCCCUCCGAAUAUAAGCCCCUCAAAAAGGGCCCUUGAAAAAUAUAAGCCCUGGGGCUUAUUUUCGGAAUGUUACGGUAACUGCUUCUAAGAUGCAUGUAUUAUAUGCGAUCUGAUCUAAGUUUUGGAUUUAGCUUUCCUAAAUCCAUGAUUUUUUAGAAUAACCAUUUGCACCUCUAUUCAUGUAGAGAAUGAAUAGUCUUUGUUUAGCUUCAAAAUUCUUAAUCAGGUUAAUACAUGUAUAUUAACUUACCCUUAGUUCUUAGACAUUGUUAGUAGCAUAGUAAUAAAUAUAUAAUUUUAACAAUCCCGUAUAAUUUGCCAUUUUUAGGGUUACAAUAAAACCACCCGUGGAAUGGUAAAGGAUCCUCUUAUCUUAAAUCACAAGCCACUUCUUAAUGGAGACUUUGAAUUUCUUGGCCGGCAAUACCGCUCUUCCUCAGAGGUUAGUUACCCCUGUUUGUCCUAACAGUAACACUAACACUCAUGUUACUCAUUUAAAAACAAUGUUUUGGUGUCUGCAAUGAACGUACAAUUUCAGAUCUGUGUAAUAGUUUGCUUGGGGUUUAGUCUAGAAAUGCUUUUUAUCAUUGUUUUACAAAAUACAUUACAUUAUUGUGUAAAUGAUGAGACGUGCAGCUGUUUAAUGCAGAAAACUCUACAGAAGUCAAUAAUAUUAACCCUUUUUCUUAUAGUGCUCUUCAGACUCACAACUGGACACACUGCUCGAAGAAGCUGACAAAAUACAGACAUCAAAAAAUGGUUUUCGAAAGGUAAAGUUAUGCCAAAAGUAGAGCAUGGGGAAACUCUGUUACUGUGACCAUCAAAGGAUCUGAAAUAAGGCCAGGAAUAAAACAUUUAACUACAGCAUCAACUUACUCACUACAUGUGUAUUAAUUUCCAUUUGUUUUCCUUUUUUGUAAAGGGUGCUCCAGUCAAGAAACAAGUCCGGUUUAACAUGGAACGAAACAGGGAACAUUUUUACAGUUAUGCUCAGUCAUCAGAUGAUGAGAGCAGCCUCAUGAACAAUAUUAAUUUUGUAGAUUAUAACUUUCAAAGCAGUGAAAGUUAUGAAGAUGAGGAUGAUGAUGAUGAUGAUAGUGAUGAAAGUGAUGGUGAUGAUGACAAUUCUAAUGACGGCGAUGAGGAAUCGACUGACAAUAAUGAUCCUGAACUUAGUGAAGAAGACUCUAUUUUAGAAAAUGGCUAUUUAGUUGAUAAAAGUAAUCCUUCUUCUGAGAUUAACAACAACAGUACUGUUUCAAAUACAAGCAAAAACCCAGUGACAUUAAAAGGCACCACAAAUAUAAUAACUGGACUCAAUGGGACUACUGAAGAAAAUAUGACUAAUGGAACACUUGAUCACAAAGACACUAAGAAUGAUAAAUAUGAGGACAAAAGAUUGCCUGACCUCAAAACACAGGUGAGACAUGUUUGAAAUAGCUUUAGUGCGAGAUGUAAAAAUGCAGUUCCACUGCUAGUCUCCCUUGCAGCAUUUUUUGUCUAGUCACACAAUACUCCUCCCGAGUUUGUUGGGGAGGAGCAUUGUGUGACAUGACAAAAAUGGCUGCAAGAGAGCCUAUUUGACUGCUUGAUGCAUCAGAUUGUUUCAGGCACAUUUACAACGUACAAGUACAGUAUAAAUAUUUAUCACAUUAAUUUGCCAUUAUCUCAAGAUUAACAGUAAAACUUGUAUCAAGUGACCCCCAUAUUAAGUACACACUCUGUAUUUAAAUGAUAGGAGUGUAAGUUUCACACCAUUCUUCCCAUAUUUUCUGUAAAACAAACCUGUAUAAUUUUAGCAGGCACCUUUGUUAUGUGACACUAGUCACUGUUCUGUGGGUGUCGGCUUAAGGGUUAAGUGUGCCACAUCAAUUUUCUCAACACAAUAUCCAUACAUCAUCAAAAUAAAAGGUUAAAAACUGUUAUGAGAUGAUGAUCACCAAAGGGAAAUGUUUUGAAAUUCUCUCAACUAGGUUUUAAAGAAAAUGUAUGGAGAUCAGUUUGGAGAUUUUGUAUGUGGAUAGUGGGGCUUAAAAGGGAUGAAAAAGGUUUCACCAUAUUCAACGUAGCCUGUGUACAGACACACCGUUCCCUCACUUAAAAAAGGCGUCGUCUGUACACAGACUAGUUUCAACGUACUUCAGUUGAAAGUAAGCUCAUAGCUAUGAACAUCUUGGCCCUGGGGUGAGUCUCACACAUUUGUUAUUUGUCUGUCACUGUAAGUACAUUUUCAGUGCCAGAUCCAAACCUUGAGAUAAAAGGUCCACAAAAAAAUUUUUUCAGCCCUUUGGGCCUCAGUUUGGUCUAAAAAUAAGGGGGGGGGGGAGGGGGGUGGAUCCGCCACUGAUUUUAUACCGUUUUGAGUGAUUUUAACACAACUUAGACUUAAUGCCUUAAUUUUAGUUUACUCGUCAUUUUGUUCAUUUCAAAACAUGCAGAUUCUUGAGAUGGAGUCAUCUCUCAGAGAGAGGCGGGAUUCUUUUGAGCAGGAGAUGAGCAGCAUGACCUUAAAACUUGAGAAAGCCAGACAGGAAACUAACCAAGAGGUAUUGAACUUAAGGAAAUUUAAAGUUGUGUAAUAAAACCGUGCCUUUAGAGGGAGGUUCACUUAUGCAAGUUGACAGUAGAGUGUACUGACAUGCAGCUGUAGUAAUUUACACAGAUAUAAUCUUUUCCCCAUUUUGCGUAAAGAGCUCCUAAGGUUCAAGCCUCCUGUGACAUGGACAUCCAGGUUUUUUCCCCACCUGGAGACAACAAAGUUUGCAGUAAACCUUCAUUUUCAGUAACCAAGUGGAAAGAGUAAAACAGUUUCUACAGAAACUCUGAUACGUAAUACCACAAUAUUAUUCAUUGAGAAAAAAGACCCACCUUUUAUCAGCGUCUGGCAUAUAAAUUAUCAUGGUUUGUUUUGCUUUUAUUACAGAUGAAUAAGCUACAACUAGAGUUAGAGCAAAGAAGACGGCAGUAUAUAACCGAAAUGGCAGAUAUUGAUAGGCGGAGAGAAGAACAAAAGUAAGCGCAAUGUUAGCCUGCGUAGCAGGCGCUGGUUUUUUUUUUAGCGCUAGGGAAGUAAUCUCAAGGACGCGCGAGGAGAGAAAAGAAGAGGAGGCCCCUCCCCUUCGCGUGUUCCCCUCGCGUGGCCUUUAAAAAAAAUAACCGGCACCAGCGCAAUGUAUACUAGACAUGACCGCAUGCAACAAAGAGUUAAUUAUCAAUACACUGACCUUUUUCUUGGUCGAACAAUCUUGGGAACCAGUUCUAAUUGUCUGUGUGGACACCCUCAGAACCUCCUUGAAGAAAGUCUAACACUUUUUAUUCUUGAAACACCUGUAACCGCCUGUGUUGUACCACGAUCGUUGUACUACUUGUGACGUCAUUGUAAUCAGUUUUAAUGCACAGAAAAGUCUUUGAUGCGUAAGUUGUAGAGGACGAAGAAAUCGUGCUAAGCAUGCCGCAAUUUCAGUAAAAAGGCCAGAGACAAAGGCUAAACCAUUUCAAAUUGACUGGUAAAUGCAUGUGGAAAUUUGUCACUAAGGUAACCACGGGUACUUUACAAAUUUUUUCAGCGUUUUUCGCCAUGCGUUUCCCACGGCAGGAGUCAAGAAAAUUAUGUCCGAAGGAAAGGAAAGGAGGAAGAGAAGAAGUUUUUUUGUCUAAAUGGUCACCAGGAAAUUACUUUGAUUUUAUGUAAAAUUCGGUUAAAUUAGCGAAUAUUUGUACUGUGGAAAAUAAAUCGACAAUUUGUUUUUUGCUAUUGUUUCAAGAAAACUGAUUAAUUUUUUUUAGGAAACAAUUUGAAGAAGAGCUAGAGGAAUUUAGAAAUGAAAAGAAGCUUGAGGAGAGAAGACAAAGAUAUUAUGAACACGAGGUACAGAAAUUCUGUUACGUAGUUCAACAACUGGAGAUGCAUUAAAUUAGUUCAGAUGUGGUAAUUAUUUCUUGUUGUAAGGGCAACACCAUCUUUUCAGGAUGCUUUUAAAUUACACUAAUUGGACUUUUAAGUUAAGUCAUUUUGAAUAUUUUAGCUUUGUUUGUAAAGUUCAUUUUAAGAUAACUAUUUCAUAUUCUCUAUGCAGGCGUCAAUAACCCAAAUGGAAAAAGAACUCAAUCAAAGAACACAAGAAGUUCGGGAUCGAGAUAAAGAGGUAAAAAAAAGGUUUGAUUCGUUUCACUGAAAAAAUUACACAAAUAUGUUUCUCUGCUUUUGUUUUUUGAGAAAUAUUUCGCAAUCACACUAAUGAACUAGUCAGAAGCGAAAGGAAGUGUUGAAGACAUCGUGCGCGGCAAAACGCACGAGAUGAGUUGGAGCAAGCUACAACCGUUUUCGUUUUGUUAGUAACAAUAGGUUAAAAAGGUGUCAAGGUAACCAUAAGUUCAGAUCCAAUUAUAAUGGUUAGUAUGCCCUGAGUACUGGAUUUUUCCGGUCCCGUUAAACGGAGCUUUUUAGCUAGGGUAGGUCUUCUGCAAUACUUGCUGAACUUCCCGUUGUAAUUGCUAUUUCUAAUGGGCUUGUUUUAUCACGUUACAGAUUCGUGAAUACGAAGAAUACUUAAACAGGCGCCACAAUGUGUGUAACAGUAAAGAAGAGGAUUUAAAUAUUUUACAAAACGUAAGUUGUCUAUUCUCCUGAAACUCUUCUUCCACAAACAUAUAAGGAUGAGCAAAAAGAGGUCGCACGUCUCUGGGAUGCAAUCUUGUUCGACGGUCUUUAAAAGUGCUGUUCCUUAACCUUGUAAGAUAGUAAGGCACUGAAAAAGAAAGACUUCUUCCGAACAGUUUUCGUGUAAAAUGGCAAAAUCACAGGACUACAUCCACAGACUGAAAAUUUAGAACUGCAGAACGUUUUCAUUAUUGACUCACUCGUAAGAUCUCGUAAAUUGGUUUUACGUUCAAAACUCGCAAAAAUCUUCUACGUAAUGUAACGUACGUAAUGCGGCAAGGUUAUGUUAUUUUUUCCGUUAUAGGAACUGGACGUUUUAGCUAAGGAACUAGAGGCGAAAAAAGCAAAGCUUCUAAAUAAACAUCAACUGAUACGUGAUAGUUCUGAGGAGGACAUGGUGGUCUCCACCCCUCCCCUGAGAUCAAGGUAUGUAUACUCACCAUCAACCCCUCCCCUGAAAACAAGGUAUGAGGGAGUUACCAAAUUUGUAUUGGAAAUAAAUAAGCAAAUAAAUAUUUAGUCAAUUUAAUAUCAUGAUUUUCUUUGUUACUUGAAAUGAGUGAUAAACAGUGCGGAGGAAACACAUUUCGAUAACAGAGCGUUUUUAUGGGCUAUGUAAAUUUAUUGGAACAAAAGAAAGUUUGUACAUAAGAAGAGAGUUUAACUCGCACAGGAUUGUUUUGGAACACCAACAUGGCCGCUGUUUUAUUAUUUCGGGAAACCAAUAUAAUCGUGGUCGUCAAAACGCAUCCUAAUCUGGUGUUCCUGUGGCACAAAGGCAAAAAUUUUCGAGCUAUCACGGGCGACUGCAAAUUAGCCGCCUCUAUUAAUUUUAUCAGGGGCAUCUCGGCCGGGAAACGACACUCCUUCUGACCCGAUUUCGUUUUCGUAAGUGACGAACGCGGAUCCGUAAUCAAUGAUUACCUCUAGUGAUAAUAACAAUAUAGGUGAAGUGACGUCAUGUGAAAACGCUGUUUACGGCUGACAGAGUUACACCUAAUUACAAUAACGUUGCCUUAGGGUACGUCCAGAAGAAUCCGGAUAUUUUUGAAACCGCAUACUUUUUCACACGAAUCGGCCCAGUCUGUCCACACGAAGCCAGUGAAUCCAGACACUCUCUCCAGAGCGGUUUAAGGUCCCGUCCACACGAAUCCAGAUAAAAAGUAUGCGGUUCAAAAAUGGCCGGAUUCGUGUGAUGGACAUGGCUUUGGAAAAAUGAAAAAUGGAAAAAGCCAAAUAGGAAUUAUUUAGGCCAAUUAUGCCACAUUCUUAGGGUGGAUUCCUUUGCAGCCGUUGCAUUUCCCCGCUGGAAUUUUUUUUUAUUGUUUUUCAGCUUUAAAACAAUAGCAAAUUCCAACCAGCAAAUGUACUACGUCCAUGUGCGGAAGCUGCAAAUGAAUUCAUCAGAAUGAUAAGCCUAAUAAAUUAAUUCCUAUUUGCCUUUUUCCUUUUUUCAUUUUUCUAUGACAACGGUUUUGCAAUUGGAAGUAAGUCCAUUAAAAUGAUUCUUUUUUAAACUUUCCGCAGGAGCGCCAGUCGAGCAAGUGUCGGCAGUAAAGGAGUUGAUAUUAGAAUAGAGGAAGUGAAGUCACAGAAUCGCCAGCUCCUGGAAGAACUUUUUACUUUAAAGAAAGCAUGUGAAAAUAAAGAUGAAGAGCUCACAGAGCUCAGAGAGAAGGUAUUUGACUUGUAGAGAUUACUCUCGAGGUUCUUAAUGACCAUAAUCAGGUUUUGUAGAAACCUGAUAAUCGUGUACCGUUUGCUUGUUCUGAUAGGGCUCGAACAUUCGCGCGGUCAUAGCAGUGUUUAGACACUCAUGGUUGCAGUUUACUCGCAAUAUGAUUUGUGUAGCCACUAAACGCCGAAGAAGCUUUUAACAACUCGUUUAAAAGAUUAAAUGAUAAUUUGUAAGUGUUGGUUGAUUGAGAAGGCAGAUAAAUCAAAAACAUUAAUCAAAGCAAGGGAAAUAACCAGUAAAAUUCUACCCAAAUGUAAGUUAACACCGGUUUGAGUCGAACCCAAGCCACGUUAGUAGGGGGCGAGUCACGGCCUUGCUAUCUGAAAUCAAACUCUGAGUAAACGCUACCUUGUUGAUAUAGAGAGUUUCCAUGGAAAGUUCGCCUAACAAGGUUUUUUCUCUGUGAUUACAGUGUCAUCUUGGAUUAACAUAGUGUUCUUUUUUCUCUUUCUCAGCUUGGUGUCUCUGAAAACGAGAGCAAGCGACUUCAACAGCGAGCAAAACACUUGGAAACACAGUUGGAACUUGCCCGAAAGACGGCAGAGAUCGGUGCGGAUAGUGUUUCAGUUGACGAGAUAAUGCGGAAAACCACACAAGACAUGCGCAAUGCACGGCCAUGCCGAAUUAUGCGACCGUCCCGUGCGGUAGCACCGUGCCCUUCAGUAUCCUCAGGUGUCAGGGUUCCACGAGGAAAUUCAAGCGAUUCUUUAGGGACUAAAAACACAACAAGUUCAGACUCUGGGAAAGGAACCAAGGAGAAUGGAAUGAAAGCUUCUAAAGGGUCUUCGGGUAAGAGGGCUCAGAGAGAAGGGACCGAAGGAAGGCAUAAGCUAGGGACUGAGAAAAUCACCAGCUCUCUUUGUACCAUCAUGUAGCCAAGUGUUGGCCCGCACGUAAGUUCUCCCAGUUGGGUAUUUGGGUGGGGCCAGGAGAGGGUGCAGUGAUGCUCUCUUGUCCUUCCCAUUCGUUGAGAGCUUGCUUGCAGGCUGGCUGACCUCUUGUAAUCAACUCGUGUCGCAAGAACACCAGGUUACAUUAGUGAAUAUAGGGAGCUUACAAAGAAGAUUUUUGAGCGACGCAUGUCAACUGGAAGUGCACGUUUUGCAUUCUUAGACAUUGUUUUUGCCCAAACGUGCGGGCUAAUCGUCUUUAUAAGAGUAGAGACGGUUAGCAAUUCAAAUUUGGUAGCGUCAAGGCAUAUUAAAAGGGAAAAGACCUCAUUACACGUUGACGAGCAUCACUCAAAAACGUCUUUGCUCAAGCUCCCUUAUAAGUAUUAUAUUAUGACGCGUUUUAGAGAGAUUUGAUUAUAUUUAUCUUUCUCAGCGAUUUCUUGAACAAAAUAUAGUACUUACAUACCGCAGUCACAUUCCAAGGAAUUGAUUCAUUUUUACAAGUCCGGACGAGAAACAGAAAAUCAUCGAAAAAUAUUUAUUGUAAAGUUUUAGUGAUCUGUUUGCCAAAUUCACGCGUCCGUCUUCUAUUCUUCUAGAUCUCGCAAUCCAUCUUUGUGUUUACAUACAAUCUUUGUUGACCAAUAGAACGUACGAUAAAAAAACCAUUAACUCUUUGUGAAGACUUAACGACACAAAGAACAACAACGUUGACUGGAAGAGCACGAAAAGUUGAAUAUUAUUAAUAACAGAUCAUGUUGGUCAUAUUAUAUUUAAAUGGCAAACUGUAUAUUUUUGUUAUAAAUAUUUUCAUACCUUCUCAAUCAUGUUUGUAAAUAUCUUUUUUAAUGGUUAUUUAUUUAGAACUCGCUUUUUAUAAUUCAAGCU
Porites evermanni is the source of this 10139-nucleotide messenger RNA. The record is from the annotation of a GenBank genome assembly. Lineage: Eukaryota; Metazoa; Cnidaria; Anthozoa; Scleractinia; Poritidae.